UGCGUCUGUGGGUGUCAGUGUCUCCCACUCCGGGUCCCUUGAGGCCGUGCCCCUGCACCCCUGCCUGUCUGCCCCUCUGUCCCUCUAAUGUGUCCCGGCUUCUGUCCCUGCUGCCCCCAUCCCAGACCCACCCUGUCUCUCUUGGAGGGGGGGGGGCUGCAGCCCCUGAGGGCGGGAGCAGUCUUGAUGCCAGCCCCGUGGUAGACCCCGGCUGGGCUGCCCCAAGCCAGGGGACAUGGACACAGGAGGGGCCCCUGGUGACCCAGUGCCUCCCCGCACACCGCGCGUCCCGCAGGCCUGAAGCCAGGGUAGCCGAGUCCUACAGUUGGUAGGGGUGCCCACACAUGUCCUGUGGCCUGGGAACCCCUCCUGUGGGGCAGCAGGUAGCCCUGCAGACCCUGGGCACCAGUGUGGAGCAGCCUGGCUGGGCUUCGGCUGCACUCUGUACCCUUGGGCUGAAUCCCUCAACCCCCGCCUGCCCCCACUCCAGCACCCCUCUUUGGGAGAAGCCACACCCCUGCCCCCUCCCCAGUGCCCCCAGUAGUGACUCAGCACCUUGACCACAGUCCUCCUGGCUGGAAGGGACCUGCCUCUUCCCCCUUCCCAGAUGGAAAAACUGAGGCCUGAGGGGAUCUGUCCUGGGUCACACGUGGAGGCAGGGACACCACAGGAUGUGGCCCCAGAUGCCCUCAAUCCCAUCGUAACGUGUCUCCAGCUUCCCCAGCCAGGCCACACUGGGCUGCUGUGUGACCCUGACCAGGGACAGGCUUCUGAGAGGAUUCCUUCCUGAGCACACAGCAGGAGGGGCUGGCACUUGGGAGCUGGAGCUCAGGCUCUUUUCCGGGCUUUGGCCUCCCCCUGUUUGCCCGGCCAGCAAGGGCUGCCUGCGGCGACCUGGGGGUCUAGUCCCGGGGACCUGUCUUGAUUCUGCUCUUUGCUUCCGGUGCUGUUCCUCUUCAACUCAUUGAUAAAAUCCACUCGCUUCCACCCUGCGCCCCCUUUGCAUGAGUGCACACCCUCCUGUGCUCCUACCUUUGCCUCAGACCCUCACAGCCACUUUCUAGGGAGGCGCACCCCUAAGGGGUGAACCCCAGGCCGCUUCCUGUGUGGUGGUCCUCAGUAAGCACAGGGAAACAGCCCAGAGGGGACAGACACCAUGGCCACACAGCAGAGCUGGGGACUUGGGGCUGGGACAGCUGCCCAGACUCCCUGAGCCGCAUCUUGGCCAUCUCCCCACACUCCCUCAAGCUGGGACCGUGCCAUGGUCCAAUGCAUCAGCUGGGACUUGGGCCAGCCUCUAGUUGUGGGAAGUGGAUGUGCAGGAGCUGGCCCGGAGAACCCCCGCAGCCCCCAUGAAGCUGGGCCCUGCGGGGGAAGUGAGCAAGUGGUGCGACCUGCUGGGCGCUCUUCCUGUGCCCUCGUGCAGGCACAGCUCCUGCAGGGCUGAGCUGAGCAAGGGGCUGGGCCCAGGUUGGGCAGAGAAAAGACCAGGGGUGCAGGGAGGGGGCCCCUCUUACCUCCCAGGCCCACUCACAGCUCCCACCCCUGCCUUUGUCCUCCAGGUGUUCCGCAGAGCCGACAAGAAUGAUGACGGGAAGCUCUCGUUUGAGGAAUUCCAGAAUUACUUUGCUGACGGGGUCCUCAGCGCAGGGGAGCUGCGGGAACUCUUCAGCGGCAUUGAUGGGCAUCCUGCCGCCAACGUAGAAACGGAGAAACUGUGUGACUACUUCUCAGAACACCUGGGUGUCUACCGGCCUGUGCUGGCUGCGCUGGAGUCGCUCAACCGGGCCGUGCUCACCGCCAUGGACACCACCAAGCUGGAGUACGAGCAGGCCUCCAAAGUGGACCAGUUCGUGACGCGUUUCCUGCUGCGAGAGACGGUGAGCCAGUUGCAGGCCCUGCAGAGCUCCCUGGAGGGGGCAUCCGACACGCUGGAGGCCCAGGCCCGCGACCUGCGGUCAGAUGAAGAGAGCGCCGAAGUGCAGAGCAGGCCCCGCGGCAGCCGGCGGGCAGGGCGCAGGGCCCUGAGGAUUGUCCCUCGGUCGCCUACCUGGUCUCCUGGCUGCUCAGACACAGGGUGCAGCUUGGAGGCCGAGUCACAGUGGCGGCUCCAGGUCAGCCGUCUCCAGGAGCUCAUUGAUCAGCUCGAGUGCAAGGCCCCCCGGCUAGAACCCCUGCAGGAAGAGGACCUGGCCAAGGGGCCUGGCUCGCACAUCCUGGUGGCCCAGAGGCAGGUGCAGGUGGCAGAAGAGGCCCUGCAGGACUUCCACCGGGCCCUGUGCUGCUACAUGGACUUCACGGGGGCCCAGAGCCAUUGUCUGCAUGUGUCCGCCCAGAAGAUGCUGGAGCAGGCCUCCUUCACCCUGUACGAGUUCUGGCAGGACGAGGCCUCCUGGAGAAGGCACCAGCAGGCCCCCUGCAGCAAGGCCUUCCAGCGCAUCCUCAUCGACCACCUGCGGGCUCCAGACACCCUCACCACCGUGUUCUUCCCAGGUGUGCUGCAGCCCCAGUGCCCACCGCAGCCCGGGGCCCUGGAGGGCAGUGGGCCUGAGAUGGCUGACGCCCACCUCCUGUCCUGCAGCCUCCUGGUGGGUCAUGAAUAACAACUGAACCCGACCUGCAAAAGCCAAGGGCCCUGCCUGCCUCCCCGGGAGCCUUCUGAACGGGUCAACUCGGCACCCAGCCCAGGCCCCUGCCUCCUCCUAGCCCGGGCCCGGCCAGCUGGUGGAGGGCCUCGGCCCAGAGACCAGGGACUGGGCUGCUUGCUUCCUUUCUCCAUCCGCGGAUUGUUUGUAGCUUCGGCCUCCAGGGCACUCUGACUUGCACCCGGCUCAGGAGGCAUGGAGUCUGGUCCCUCUGCCCCUGCCUUGCUAUGACCCAGGGCAGGUCCCUUCCCACUUGGGCUGCCUAGCGGGUGUCCUGGUUUCUUCCUGCUGUCUUGGGACCAGGCUUCUGCUCUUCCCCAAGCAGCAGCAGAAGCAGGGCUGAUGCUCAGGGAACCCCAAGCCCUGGAACCUCGUGCCCUGAGGCUGGGCCGGAUCGGUCUGCAGUGUGGGGUAAGGACCUGGGCGUGCCCACCACCCUCCUGGGCUGGCUCCAGACUCUUCCAGCACCCAUGCCUGCACCAGCCACCUGAGGAGGAUCCUGGGUUGGUUUGCAUGUCAUCUGCAUAUCAUCUGCAUGUUCUCACCCCAUCCAUUCUCAGGGCACUAUGGGAAGCCCCAAGGUGACCUUGUCAAGUAGCAAUAAUUUGGGCCCAGAGUUGCCUGCUGCCCGCAGAGACCUCUGAACCCUGGCCAGGACUCCAACUCAGAGGCAAUAAAGGCAGUGGUCAC
Lepus europaeus (European hare) is the source of this 3335-nucleotide messenger RNA. RefSeq names its product N-terminal EF-hand calcium binding protein 3 (gene NECAB3). The record is from RefSeq and is a predicted model, not a curated record. The transcript has 11 exons. Gene Ontology annotation, cellular component: Golgi cis cisterna; endoplasmic reticulum; cytoplasm. Gene Ontology annotation, molecular function: calcium ion binding. Bases 1353 to 2603 code for a protein of 416 amino acids. Gene Ontology annotation, biological process: regulation of amyloid precursor protein biosynthetic process. Lineage: Eukaryota; Metazoa; Chordata; Mammalia; Lagomorpha; Leporidae.